AUGGCUAAAUUAAAUUCCUUAAAUACUGCUGAUCGGAUGACUCACUUACGUGCGAUAAAAAAUAGUGUUCAAUCAGCUAAGAAGGUCAUAGAAAAUCAAGAUUUCCACAUAGAUAUUGAUAAAACAUUUGAUGUAGGAGUCGAAGAAAUUGCCAAUUCUUUAAACGACUUUUUACAAAGCGAUAAAUUUAAAACUGGCAUGAUAUCUUGGAAACUAGAAGAUAUUCCAAUUCGGGGACGAGUUACUAAUAUCACAGACGUUGCCUACAAUUUAUUUUUGGAUCGAUUUGAGCGUCUAUUAACGUUCUGGGAAAAAGAAUGUAUCCCACUUAAGUACUUUUCUGAAAAAAUAAGAGAAUGUAUGAAUUUAUAUUACGAUUACAUUUUACGGGAAUUGAAGAACUUCGAUAAUGUAUUCAAAUUGGAUGACCACGAAUUGAGCGAUGAUUAUGAUUUCCAUAUGACUUCUUCGCCAUUUAGAGAAAAGAGAUCAUGGCGAAACAUUUUCUCGCUUGUAGGGUUAACCUCUGCUGGAAUUUCUGCAAUUAUUGCUAAAAUAUCUGACGUGAUAUGGUCUAAAAAUAGAAUUAAAAGACAAAAGCUGAAAGUUUUACAUAUAUUACAACAUUGGACGCCUAAACUUGUUACAGAAUUAGCCGACGUAGAUGAAAAUAAAAUGGCUUGGGCUUAUGCUGAGCCAAUUAGAAAGUCAAUUAAGAGCAAACAAAAGCAAAUACUUCAGGGUUUAGAGAAAAAGGAAGAUUUCGCUAUGGAAGUUACUAAAAGAAAUCCUCAAUCAAAUGAUUCUGUAGUUCGUAAGAUUGAAGAUAUUGAGAAACUUACGGUAGAGAUAGAUAAUGUCCGCGCAAGUUAUACCAAAAAUACUUGA
Molecule: messenger RNA, 888 nt
Organism: Trichoplax adhaerens
Lineage: Eukaryota; Metazoa; Placozoa; Uniplacotomia; Trichoplacea; Trichoplacidae
Exons: 1
Coding region: 1-888 (295 amino acids)
Source: RefSeq, a predicted model, not a curated record